CCAUCACUAGAGUGUCUGCUGCGGCCGUUUCAUUUCUGUAAUUAUUUUUCGUAUUGUACCAAGCCGUGAAUAAUGUAAACUAAUUAUUGGGGAACCCAAGGGCACAAAAUGCGCGCGCGUUGCCAAAGGAGCUAGAAUGCUAUAGAGUUUUCGUGCCGAAAUCAUAUUGGUUUGCUUUUCCUGCUUGUGCUCCUCGUCCGUCGGCCAUUAAGACACACAACAGAGAAAACGGGAAAACAAUACUCGUGUGUGUGUGUGUGUGCGAGUGUGCGUUGAAGUGUUGUGAGCUCGGAAAGAAGCCAGUGGGAAAAAGAAAAGCGUUCUCCAGGCCGUGAAAUUCUAAGCGUUUCCUCGACUGCAAGCGGCGUACAGGGUGCACCGUGCAAAAAAGCAAAGACAACCAAGCUGUUUUCUGGCCUUAGAACAGCUGUGCAUUAAGGGGCGGUAGACGAAGCGAGGCGGAGGAAGCAGGAGCUAACCAGAAGAGCCAGAGGCACUCGAAGUCAAAGGCAUGUCCAGCGAGGAAGACAAACCACCAGCGCCGCCCGUGCGUCUCACCAGCAAUCGAGGCGGCAUCGAGCGAUCUGUGGGGGGAGGAGUGGGCGUCGGCGGCGGAGGACUGGGGGGUGGGGGGGUCGGCGAUGUACCGCCCGACAUGCGUCCGCUGCCCAAAGAACCCGACGACUCCGACCGGAAGAAGAAAACGCUGAAGAGCAAGAUCAAGGGCUCGAAACCCUCGCACGCGGACUCCAAGCCAAACAUCUCCUAUCCCACGAACUUUGAGCACACGGUCCAUGUGGGUUUCGAUGCUGUAACCGGCGAGUUUACGGGAAUGCCGGAGGCAUGGGCGCGUCUGCUGAUGAACUCGAACAUCAGCAAGCAGGAGCAAAAGAAGAAUCCCCAGGCCGUUCUCGAUGUGCUCAAAUGGUUCGAUAACACAACCAAACAGAGGCCAAGUUCCAAGUACAUGACAAAUGCUAUUACGACGCAUUCAGGCUCGUCGCUUAGUCGGGUCAGUAGUAGCAGUCCAAGCAGCACACCCACGGACUCGGAGCUGCACGGCUCCAAUAGCGGUGGCAACCUGAUCGGCGUUCAGCUGGGCAGCAUGACCUUGGGACCCAAUGCCAACAACGUGGCUGUGGCUGGCCAAAUCCUGGGCAAUCACUACCAACAGCAGCAGCAGCACCUCCUUCAGCAGCAGCAGCAGCAACAGUUGCACCAGAAUCACAACCAGCAUCACAUGGGCAUAAGUCAAUCGCACUCGUACAACUUUGUCGGACACACGGCCUCCGCAUCCACAUCGCAACAUUCAUCCGCCAACGAGGACGACAUGCUGGGAUCGCAGCAUCCGCAUCCGCUUCCGCAACAACUACAACAACAGCAGCCGCCUCCGCCACCGGUGGCUUCAAGGCCGGAGCGCACGAAAUCCAUCUACACGCGGCCCAUCGAGGAUCUGCAGCCACCAAUCUUGCCCAUGCCAGCGGCACCAGCGACCACGCCCACAACUCCGCUGCAGAAUCAUCGGGCGCCGGGCGGGAUCACGGCGCCAGUAGCGUCGCCGUUGCUGCAUAACAAUGCCACGACGACGCUGGACAAGAACAAGAACAAUGCAACUCCAACGUCCCCAACAACCACAAAUACAACAGCAGAAACAGAAGGCACCGAUGCAACCUCAACUCUUUUGUCUGCUACUAAUCCUAGUUGUUCUACCACUCCUACUACUGUUCCUGCUCCAGCUGCGUCUCGCGGUAGUCUUGUCGAGACAGCAACAGCACCAGCUACCACUGCAGCAGCAAUAGCAGCAGCCACAGCCACAACGACUAAUCACCAUUCCUCUGCUUCCUCCUUUUCAUCAUUUCCCUCGUUCCACGACGACGAUGCCACGCUCCACACCCUGCCAACGAUCCACUGUCCCACGCCGACGUCUUCCGCUCGCAACUCGACGGUUCCGCCUUCGGUUGCGGUACCCAUGCCGCCCAUCAUCACGCCCGCUUCGCCCACACCCGCCGUUGGAUCUUCAGAUCUGUAUACGACGGAACCGACGGCGGGCCAGGUGGCAGCGGCUGCUGCACCUCCGCCGGCGGCUGGCAACCAAAUCGCCGUGCCCCAGGCGGCGUCUGUCACGCCCAACACGCGUGCAGCCAACGCCAAGAAGAAAAAGAUGUCCGACGAGGAAAUCCUGGAGAAGCUGCGCACCAUUGUCUCCGUGGGCGAUCCAAAUCGGAAGUACACCAAGAUGGAGAAGAUCGGACAGGGGGCCUCGGGCACCGUGUACACGGCCAUUGAGUCGUCGACGGGCAUGGAGGUGGCCAUCAAGCAGAUGAACCUGUCGCAGCAGCCCAAAAAGGAGCUAAUCAUCAACGAGAUCCUUGUGAUGCGGGAGAACAAGCAUCCGAAUGUGGUGAACUACCUGGACAGCUACCUGGUGUCCGAGGAGCUGUGGGUGGUCAUGGAGUACCUGCCCGGCGGCUCGCUCACCGACGUAGUCACAGAGACCUGCAUGGACGAAGGCCAGAUUGCAGCCGUCUGCCGCGAGGUGUUGCAAGCCUUGGAGUUCCUCCACGCCAACCAGGUCAUCCAUCGCGAUAUCAAGAGUGAUAACAUCCUGCUGGGCCUUGACGGCUCUGUCAAGCUGACUGAUUUCGGUUUCUGUGCGCAAAUAUCGCCGGAGCAAUCCAAACGCACAACCAUGGUGGGCACUCCCUACUGGAUGGCACCCGAGGUGGUCACCCGGAAGCAGUACGGACCUAAGGUGGAUCUGUGGUCGCUAGGCAUUAUGGCCAUUGAGAUGGUUGAGGGAGAACCACCCUACCUAAACGAGAAUCCGCUCAAAGCCUUGUACCUCAUUGCCACCAACGGCAAGCCAGAGAUUAAAGAAAAAGACAAGUUGUCCGCAGCAUUUCAGGACUUCCUCGAUCAGUGCCUGGAAGUGGAGGUGGAACGGCGAGCCAGUGCAUUGGACUUGCUGAAGCACCCCUUCCUGAAACUGGCCCGUCCAUUGGCCAGUCUGACGCCUUUGAUCAUGGCCGCGAAGGAGGCAACCAAGGGCAACUGAUUGACAACCAAGAAGAAACCGCUUAUUUAACCAUUACUAAUGAAUUACUACUGCAGAAAACAACAAGAACAACAACAACAGCAACAACCACAAUAGCAACAAUAACAGUUAUGCAUAUGAACAGAUGAUGAAUUAUUAAUGAUUAUGAUUACUAUUAUUAAUUAUUUAUACAAACGUAUUAUAUACAUACAUAUUAUUAUAUUAUAUCUAUUCUAACGAGACAAACAGCAAAACUAAGAAAAACUGCUUACGACAACCAAGAGACACGCGUAGUUCAAUUUCCACAAAUCGAUUUUCUGUUUUCUUAUAUAAAAAAACAAGAAGAUUACACGUUGCUUUGGUCAUUACAUCAUCGAAACACGUUUCUAACAUUUGUUAUACCAAAACAUAAAUUUAAAUUUGUAUAGACCCAAAAUUUGUAUUGAGCAUUUUGAAUGCUUUUCAAAUUGUAUGCUUAAAAAUGAUUUAUAAAGGAGAAAACAAAACACGUAUGUAAUAGUUGUCAAGAUUGAAACAUUAUAAUUGGUAAAAUUUGCAUUUAAAACAAAUUAAAGUAUACAUACAAAUUUGUACAAUGUAUAAAGCACUUAUUUCAUUUACUUUGUCAUUACAUUUCUAUAAGAAAGCUUAAAGAAUAAUUAUAUGAGAGUAUGAACUUUGAAACGCUGUUACUAACCUUAUGACUUGGAGUAUUAUUGCUGAUUUUAGUAAAAGUUUCAUUAAGUUCAUAAACAGCUUUAUUUAAUAAAAAUAUAUUUUUUAUAUGAUUUUAAAAUAUUGUUUUUUGCAUGAUUUUUAGUUGCUUUACUUAAGUUGCUUUGGCUUGAUUUUUUUUUACCCGAGAAGAAUAGAACUCAUCCUUUUCAAGAAAAAAGGUUAACUUUACACUGACCAACACACCCUUUUCUCCAACAUAACUUCCACCCGCCCGUUUAUUGCAAUUUUUUAUGUCUGUAUAUGUAGUUAUAUAUCAAAAUGAAACAUUUAACUGUAAUAGAAUUUACUAUUUAGAUAUAGACACAUAUAGAAGACACAAAGACACCUGUAUUUUUCAAUUUACAAAAAUGAAACGUAUUUUGCACGUCAAAAAGAACAACAAAACUGUAGCAAUAUAUUAAAAAAUAAUUGUAAUGAGAGGGAAUUAUUCAGAGAAACCA
Drosophila gunungcola (fruit fly) is the source of this 4212-nucleotide messenger RNA. RefSeq names its product serine/threonine-protein kinase Pak (gene Pak). Gene Ontology annotation, biological process: regulation of axonogenesis; intracellular signal transduction; protein phosphorylation. The record is from RefSeq and is a predicted model, not a curated record. The transcript has 8 exons. Gene Ontology annotation, cellular component: cytoplasm. Gene Ontology annotation, molecular function: protein serine/threonine kinase activity; ATP binding. Lineage: Eukaryota; Metazoa; Arthropoda; Insecta; Diptera; Drosophilidae. The coding region runs from base 512 to 3055 and encodes 847 amino acids.